Molecule: messenger RNA, 479 nt
Organism: Fukomys damarensis (Damara mole-rat)
Lineage: Eukaryota; Metazoa; Chordata; Mammalia; Rodentia; Bathyergidae
Gene: Rab13
Product: RAB13, member RAS oncogene family
Exons: 5
Biological process (GO): cellular response to insulin stimulus; regulation of exocytosis; protein secretion
Cellular component (GO): plasma membrane; endosome; synaptic vesicle
Molecular function (GO): GTP binding; GTPase activity
Source: RefSeq, a predicted model, not a curated record
GUGCUUCCUGGCCUGGGCCCGAGCGUGUCUCCACUGCAGUCCCAGCCGGGCGCUCCCUCCCCGCCCGGCCCGGGUCCGCCAUGGCCAAGGCCUACGACCACCUCUUCAAACUACUGCUGAUCGGGGACUCGGGGGUGGGCAAGACGUGUCUGAUCAUUCGCUUUGCGGAGGACAACUUCAACAGCACGUACAUCUCCACCAUCGGAAUUGAUUUCAAGAUCCGCACUGUGGACAUAGAGGGGAAGAAGAUAAAACUGCAAGUCUGGGACACGGCUGGCCAGGAACGGUUCAAGACCAUCACCACGGCCUACUACCGCGGAGCCAUGGGCAUCAUCCUGGUGUACGACAUCACAGACGAGCAGUCCUUUGAGAACAUCCAGAACUGGAUGAAAAGCAUCAAGGAGAACGCCUCAGCCGGGGUGGAGCGGCUGCUGCUGGGGAACAAGUGCGACGUGGAGGCCCGGAGGAAGGUGCAGCGG